UAUGCUUUUGUUUUAUACAUCAGCUGAUAGAUAAAUGUUUUUUUGGCCUGCAGGGUGGGGUCGGUUGCUCCAUCAACUGCAGAUGUGAAGGAUGCAAGAAUGCAUUUGGCAGAAAGGAUGGUUCUAUUUACAUAGGCACAGAUGGGGAUGCAGAGGAAGAGGAAACAGAUGCAUAUGAAAAGAGUAUUGUCGAUAGAACUUCUCAUAAGAGCCUUGUACAGAGUGAUAUCGAGCAGAAUCCAGAUUCUGCCCCCCCUGCAACACCAUUAAGUUUUGGAAGACCACCAAUGCAGCUUCCAUUUUCGUUGAAGAACAAACCGCCUCGAUCAUCAUUUCUAUCUAUCGGAUCCUCAUCUGGUGGUAUAUAUGCUGCUGGCCAAGGGGUUGGAAGGCCGAAUUUCUUUCAACCUCAACCCAAGUUUGACAAGCCAUUUGAGUCGGUUCAAGUUCAAGAAGAUGAAAUGCCCGAGAUACUCCAAGGGACUAAGUCUCCAGUCAGUGGCAUUAAGACAGCCUCUCCGAACAGGAAGAGAGUUUCUCCUCCUCAUUGUAACUAUGGGAAUUCACAUUCGCAUUCACCUGGUCGUCGAAGCAGCCGCAAGUUGAUACUGCAAUCCAUCCCUUCAUUUCCCUCCCUCACUCCCAAUCCUUGAAGAUCAGCCACCAGCAGGUGAACUUGGAAGGCAAUUUUUUAAAAUCUUUAUUGUUGUAGUUAUUAGUUUAGUUUAGUACACCUCCAUGGACCUUUGAGGCGCCCUUGUGCUUGUAUAAUAGCGUUGUUAUUUCCUAAAUAACCUUGUUUUCUCCUUAAUAAUGAAUCAAAGUUGUUGAUGUACUA
Molecule: messenger RNA, 838 nt
Organism: Nicotiana tabacum (common tobacco)
Lineage: Eukaryota; Viridiplantae; Streptophyta; Magnoliopsida; Solanales; Solanaceae
Source: RefSeq, a predicted model, not a curated record